Molecule: messenger RNA, 1414 nt
Organism: Pyricularia grisea
Lineage: Eukaryota; Fungi; Ascomycota; Sordariomycetes; Magnaporthales; Pyriculariaceae
Exons: 4
Coding region: 85-1200 (371 amino acids)
Biological process (GO): translation
Cellular component (GO): ribosome; cytosolic large ribosomal subunit
Molecular function (GO): structural constituent of ribosome; RNA binding
Source: RefSeq, a predicted model, not a curated record
CGAAGCAAAAAGCUUUCGUGCCUACUUCGAGGACAUACUAACCAACAGACAGCCGACCAGCCAGAGACAGCAGAAAUCUUCGCAAUGGCUUCCCGACCGACCGUCACGAUCAUCGGCGCCGAUGGCAAGGCCAGCGGUGCCACCCACCCGAUCCCCAAUGUCUUCACGGCACCGAUCCGUCCCGACAUUGUUCAGCAGGUUCACAAGGGAAUGGCAAAGAACAAGCGCCAGCCGUACGCCGUUAGCGAGAAGGCCGGUCACCAGACCUCUGCCGAGUCUUGGGGAACUGGUCGUGCCGUUGCCCGUAUCCCCCGUGUCUCUGGUGGUGGUACCCACCGUGCCGGUCAGGCCGCUUUCGGUAACAUGUGCCGUUCCGGUCGCAUGUUCGCCCCUACCAAGGUUUGGCGCAAGUGGCACAUCAAGGUCAACCAGGGCCAGAAGCGCUUCGCUACCACCUCCGCUCUCGCUGCUUCGGCCGUCGCCCCUCUCCUGCUCGCCCGCGGUCACAGGAUCAGCAACAUCCCUGAGGUCCCCCUGGUCAUCGACUCUGCUGCUUUCAGCGGUGCCGCUCUUGCCAAGACUGCCGCCGCUGUCGGUCUCCUGAACGCCGUUGGUGCCGGUGCUGACCUUGAGAAGGUCAAGAAGUCGAGGGCCAUGCGUGCCGGUAAGGGCAAGCUCCGUGGCCGCAGGUACCGCCAGCGCCGCGGUCCCCUGGUCAUCUACGACCCUGCCACCGACGGCACCGACCUUGUCAAGGGCUUCCGCAACAUCCCCGGUGUUGAGACCAGCUCUGUCUACUCCCUCAACCUCCUCCAGCUCGCCCCUGGUGGCCACCUUGGCCGCUUCAUUGUCUGGACCUCCGCUGGUUUCAAGGCCCUCGACAACAUCUACGGCACCACCACCACCCCCUCGGCGCUGAAGAAGGACUUCCUGCUGCCUUCCAACGUCGUCAGCCAAGCAGACCUGACCCGUCUGAUCAACAGCUCCGAAAUCCAGAGCGUCCUGCGCGCACCCAAGGGCACCGCCCGCACAAAGCGCCAGGGUUGCCUCAAGAAGAACCCGCUCAGGAACAAGCAGAUCCUCCUCCGCCUUAACCCCUACGCUUCCGCCUACCAAAAGAACAAGCUUGGUGAGGAGAAGCUCAGGGAGGGCAAGCCUGAGGUACCUGAGGCGUUCAAGACUCAGCUUCACGAGAACUAGGUUGGGUGUUUGGGCAUGGGGAUUUCAAAAGGUUGUCUUCUUUUUUACGGGGCGUCUAGUGGGUUCAUGGAAAACCAUAGUGCAAUGUCAUUUCAGCAGAUCGAUUUCACCUCUGUAGCUUCAUCGGCAGUGAGAUGAUGGUGAUUAAUGAGUUUCUUCACAUGAGUCAAAUCCAAUACCCGAAUGACAUGAUAUAUUUGAAAAGAGAAGCGAU